UUAAACUGCCACGGCACCUCCUCGCCGCAGGGGGCGGUGUGGCGCCUUGGCGACGGCGGAAGAGCAGAGGUUAAAGUUCGCAGCUGGGCAUCUACAUUCGAAGCCUUUCACAACUCGAAAAGGGAAUAUGGGUGAAAAUGAAGAUUUCACCAAUUCGUUACAGGACAGUAAGGCUGCAUAUGUCCUCAGCAAUGUUGCCGAGGUGGUUGAACGAAUUCUGAUGUUCGUACCAACCAAAUCGCUUCUCCGUAUCGCAAGUGUGUGCAGGCUGUGGAGAAACUGUUCCCGCAGAGUGCUGAGGACUCAGCAGCAGCUGACGUGGGUGUCAGCCAGUGAACCGUCCAACACGGAGGUCCAUGCCCUCUGCAGCGUCCUGGCCGAGGAGGUGGAGAACGUAUUCCUACUGCCUAAAACUGUUGUGGUAAUGGUUGACUGCGAGGCCUUCCAUGGACAAGCUUAUCAAUACAGACAGAGUAAAGCCAAAAAGAGUCGCCACAGUCCAGACACAGUUGAAGAACUGAACCUGCUCUUCCCCAAAGGCUGCGACGUCGUGGGCAUUGCUACACCAGGCAUAGUCUUGACUCCCAGCGGCUCGUGCUCCAGCCCUCCUCAGGAGUACCAAGAAGGGGAGGCUGGUUUUGCAAUCAUGUUCCCCAAAAUGGAGGGUGUCCACAUGAAGCCCUUUCAUUUUUGCAAGAAGUCCAUCUCCCCAACAGCCUUGAAAGAAGCAGGACUAGUUGACAACCCAGAACUGAAAGUGGUACUAAUGUUUGUCUAUGAGGCAUAUAACCGUGGAGGAGACCGCUUCCUCAACCAGAUACUGGAGCCGCUAGCUAAAGGCAAAGCUCUGAUUUCUGGAGGACUGGUGGAAAGUGCCUUCUCUCCUCCCAGACACUGCUGUAGCCAGGGUGCGUACGGCGUGGUGGGCCUGACCCUCAGUGGCCCUAAGGUGCAGGGGGCAUCUGUGCUCUUGGACCAAGACAUCAGCAACCCAAAGGCGGCUGAAGCUACAGUCCGGCGCUUGAAGGCAGCCAAAAUUCCAGAGAGGAACACCCUGGGGUUCAUGUUUGCCUGUGUGGGGAGAGGCCAGAACUACUACAACAACCAGACCAAUGUAGAGGCCGACGCCUUUCACAAGGUGUUCCCCAACACCCCGCUCUUCGGCCUGUUUGGCAACGGAGAGAUCGGCUGCGACAGAAUCGUUAAAGAUGACUACACACUAUGUGACACUGACUCGGACACUCUGCAGCAUGAGUACACCACAGUCAUGACCCUGGUCCAUCUAGGCUGACUGGUUGAUCUGCAGUAACAACAGACACGCGGGAAAACAGAUGAGCCAUCACACUCCUGUUUGCUAUAGUUGUAGUAAUAGUAGUAGUAGUUGGGAACAAAAACAUUCUAUACAAAGUGUUACUCACAUUCUGAGCAUUACUGCCGCUGUUUCUGCUCAUAAAGCAGGGAAUGACCCCUUUAGCCAUCCAUGCAAUGGCAGCAUCAGCUUCAUAUUAAAACUAGUGGGUUUCACAAAUAGGACCUUCUAAAGACAAACCAAUCAUCUGUUAAUAUUAAAAUGUGUAAUACGUUUGUCAAAUAUCUGAAGUUUUAUUCCCCCCAGACUUUACACACAUUCCAUGCAGAUCUUGCCUUCUGACCUGGACUUUGCAGCCUGUUGGCAGCUGGGUACAUUGUGCACACUUGUAUGUGCCCCACACUGUCAUUAGUUGGUUCAGCAAAGGCACUUUCUCUACAUGUCAGUAUGAGGGGUGUGGUCCUUCUUCCACAAAAUCAAGGUGAUCCUGAUUUGAAUGUCCAUCUUCCACAUGUAGAUUUUUACAUUUUUAUCCUACCAACAGAAAAAUAAGGCCCUGUUAGCCUGCCUGCUAAAUGAUUAUACUUAUGCAGCGUAUUCAUCUGGCUUUCAGUUGGGCACAGGAAAUUCAGUCGGAGUCUAACUGUGCCUCUUGUUUGUGCCACAUGUCUGGUCUUAUCUCCUCCUACCUGCUUUCUGUGCUUAAUGGUCAUGCCACCAGAACGUCUGCACUGUGAAGGAAAAGUUCAUCCUUGAUCAGGUGAACAGGGCAGAACGCCUGCCCCGUUGACUGUGUGACACUGACUGCCAGUUUCACCUCAGUUAAGUCCCAACUCGUCAGAGGUUUCUGACUUUAAGGGCCAGUUGUUGCCGUUUGGAAAGCGAAGAACUGUCUAAGGUCAGAAGAAAAUGUGAAUUGUCUUUUACAGUUGUUAGAUAUUGAAGACCAAGUAUUUUCUAUUCUUGAUAGGAUGAGACUUCUUAGUUGCAUGUUUGAAAAAGCUGUCAAAAUUGUACAGAUGCCUUUAUACAAUAGACUAUUGGUCUCUGUACAAAUCCAUUGAAUGCUCCACACUAACUAGAGUUCUUUUAAGUGGCCCUGUCAGUGUCCUGCUUUUCCUUCACUAAGAAGAAUGUCCUGAUGACAUGAAGGUAUAAUUUUAAGUAUAGAUAUCUUGUUAGUUGGUCAGGUAGUUACUGUUAUGUUGAAAAUAGCUAAUAUUAAGUUCAACUUUGCUGGUUGUUGCAGAAAAGUUCUGAUAUUUUAUGUCUUGCCAAGAGAAUCUUCCUAAUGUCCUAAUGUACGCAUCUGUCCUUACAGGUUUUGAAGAGGACAUUAAAAUGUGUUUAUAGCUCAUUGAA
Molecule: messenger RNA, 2671 nt
Organism: Monopterus albus (swamp eel)
Lineage: Eukaryota; Metazoa; Chordata; Actinopteri; Synbranchiformes; Synbranchidae
Gene: fbxo22
Product: F-box protein 22
Exons: 7
Coding region: 128-1291 (387 amino acids)
Biological process (GO): positive regulation of proteasomal ubiquitin-dependent protein catabolic process; regulation of skeletal muscle fiber development; protein polyubiquitination
Molecular function (GO): protein binding
Source: RefSeq, a predicted model, not a curated record